This is a messenger RNA of Aegilops tauschii subsp. strangulata, 873 nucleotides long. RefSeq lists its product as uncharacterized. The record is from RefSeq and is a predicted model, not a curated record. Lineage: Eukaryota; Viridiplantae; Streptophyta; Magnoliopsida; Poales; Poaceae.
CUCCAUCGUCUGGCCUGGCUCACAUAGCGUGGCGGUAGGUGCACGAGACCCGCCGCACCGGUACCGGCUUCCACACAAAUACUACGGGCCUUCUCCUCGUGUCCACUCUUCUUCUCCCCUCCCCUGCCCCCUCUCGCCCCUUCUGGUGUUCUCCCCUCCCGGCCUCAUCCGCCCUUCUCUUCUCCCCCCGUCGCGGUUUGCCCCGGCGGCGGCGACGCGGACCUGCUGGUGCUGGAUCGGCUUCUUCUCUUUGCGGGAUUUAUGUGCCAAGCUGCGUACUGUUCUGUUUUAUUCCUCGGACCAAACUUGUUGAGCUGAUUCCAGCAAGGAGGAAUCUGCAAAGCAGCUUGGUGUUAAGCUUGCAUCUUCCCUAAACAGCUCUAGAUUAAAUGGGAGAAGCAAGCUCGGAUGAUCUUUGCCAUUGUCAAGGGUGUCUUGGCAAGUACACCCUACUCAGAGAUGAAGAGAACCCACAGCUGGCAAAGUUUGAGAGACGCCUUCCUUGCUUUGGUUGCGGAAUAGGAUGGUCCUCAUUUCUUUUAGGUUUCUUGUGUCCAUUGCUUUGGUACUAUGCAACGACUCUUUACUGCUGCAAGUACUACAAUAGGGAUCCCCGAGAGCGCCCGGGUCUUGCUGCCUCUGCUAUUGCGGCGGCCAUCUUCACUACCGCGGCAACUAUUACCCUCUCCAUCAUUCUGAUUAUCUGGGCACAAAAGUGAUUUCUGAGGCAGGGAGAACAGGCCUGGAUGAUUGGUUGUUUAUCGGCAGAUGAGGGAUUCAGAAGGCAACUUGUAAUGUUGAGGAUAGCAGAUCGUUUUAGUUCAUCAUGUAAUCAUAGUGCAUAUGCAAGUGUUUAUCGAAGGGCUUCAUCUA